Molecule: messenger RNA, 916 nt
Organism: Propithecus coquereli (Coquerel's sifaka)
Lineage: Eukaryota; Metazoa; Chordata; Mammalia; Primates; Indriidae
Gene: B9D1
Product: B9 protein domain 1
Exons: 7
Coding region: 165-779 (204 amino acids)
Biological process (GO): cilium assembly
Cellular component (GO): MKS complex
Source: RefSeq, a predicted model, not a curated record
CUGCGCCUGCGCAUUGCCACACACGCAGGCAGUGGCUUUCGCGAAGGAGUCGCUGCGGAGAAACACGUCCCGCGCGCCACGCCGUCUGUUUCUAGGGCAACCCCGGCGCCUCUUAGCAACUGCGCGUGCGGCCUAGGUGGGUCUCUCGAACCCCCAGCCCUGUCAUGGCGGCCGGGGGUCCUAGCGUCUUCCUACUCAUGGUCAACGGGCAGGUGGAAAGCGCCCAGUUUCCUGAGUUCGACAACCUCUACUGCAAGUACUGCUUUGUGUAUGGCCAGGACUGGGCCCCCACAGCGGGUCUGGAGGAGGGGAUCUCACAGAUCACAUCCAAGAGCCGAGAUGCAUGCCAUGCGCUGGUGUGGAACUUCCCCAUCGACAUCACCUUUAAAAGCACCAACCCCUUUGGCUGGCCACAGAUUGUGCUCAGUGUGUAUGGACCAGACGUGUUCGGGAACGAUGUGGUCCGAGGCUACGGGGCAGUGCACGUGCCCUUUUCACCUGGCCGGCACAAGAGGACCAUCCCCAUGUUUGUCCCGGAAUCUACGUCUAAACUGCAAAAGUUUACAAGCUGGUUCAUGGGACGGCGGCCCGAGUACACAGACCCCAAGGUGGUGGCUCAGGGUGAAGGCCGGGAAGUGACCCGCGUCCGGUCUCAGGGCUUCGUUACCCUCCUCUUCAACGUGGUGACCAAGGACAUGAGGAAGCUGGGCUACAGCAGUCGGCCUGCAGACACACAGAGCGACCCAGGGCCCAGCCUGCCCCAGGGCACCCCCGGGUGAAGGCGUCGUCCCCUUCUGCCCGCACCCUGAGUCUGGCCGGGCAGGCUGAGCAGCUCUCUGAUAAUGAAGGGCCGUCUUUCCAGAGUCGGCCGCUGACCCAUCAGCCUGAAGCACAGCCUGUGGCGGGGACUGGGGAG